AUGUCCAUGACAACCGAAGACUGUACCAAGGUCCCGCCCGGGUUCCCGCGGCCGGUCCCAGAGACGUCGGGGAAGGUGUUUGAACAGUUUCAGAUGAGAGACAAGGUCGUCAUUGUUACUGGAGCAGCAGAUGGCAUUGGUCUUGCUGUGACUGAGGCGAUGGCGGAGGCGGGUGCAAACGUUGCUCUGUGCGGGCUUACACUGGUACUAAGGAACGAUGCGGCCGUGGAGAAAGCAAAGAGCCUUGGCGAGACUUACAAGGUCAAAGCCGCCGCAUAUCAAGUCGACAUCUCUCAAGCCGAACAGAUUGAUGUCUUCGUUGCAAACGCGGGCAUGGCAAUCUCGCGACCCAUUCUAGAGCAGACGCUAGACGAAUAUCGCAAGCAAAUGUCCGUAAAUGUGGACGGCGUAGUCUUCUGCUCCAAGUACGCCGGCGAAAUCUUCAAAAGUCAGGGCUUCGGCAACUUCAUCAUCACGUCCAGCAUGAGCGGCCACAUUGUCAACGUGCCCGUGGACCAGCCAGUGUACAACGCCACCAAGGCCUUUGUCACGCACUUUGGAAAGUCUCUAGCCCGUGAGUGGCGAGACUUUGCCAGAGUCAACAUAGUGUCGCCUGGGUUCUUCGACACCAAGAUGGGUGCCAAUCCUUUGGCCAUCAAUGAGGCGUAUCGGAUGGCUGCGCUCGGCAGACAAGGCCAUGUCAAGGAAAUCAAGGCCUUGUAUCUGUAUCUUGCUAGUGAUGCAUCGACAUACAUGACUGGUAGUGAUGUUCUCAUCGACGGGGGCUACGUUCUUCCAUGA
Molecule: messenger RNA, 801 nt
Organism: Trichoderma aggressivum f. europaeum
Lineage: Eukaryota; Fungi; Ascomycota; Sordariomycetes; Hypocreales; Hypocreaceae
Exons: 6
Coding region: 1-801 (266 amino acids)
Cellular component (GO): intracellular anatomical structure
Molecular function (GO): oxidoreductase activity, acting on NAD(P)H, oxygen as acceptor
Source: RefSeq, a predicted model, not a curated record